This is a messenger RNA of Caenorhabditis remanei, 480 nucleotides long. RefSeq lists its product as uncharacterized. Lineage: Eukaryota; Metazoa; Nematoda; Chromadorea; Rhabditida; Rhabditidae. Bases 1 to 480 code for a protein of 159 amino acids. The record is from RefSeq and is a predicted model, not a curated record. The transcript has 3 exons.
AUGUCCGUAUCUCACUCUGAUUCAUCCUCCAUGUUCAAGUCUGACAAGACCAAGACCUGGGGAGUUCGUGAUUCUUCGAAGAGACAAUUUAUGGACGAAGUGGAUGAAAAGACUAACCAUGGAACUCCGAGGAAGUUGAUGAAGAAAAAGGAUGCGUCGUCUCUCCAAUCGGUAGUGGAUUCAUCUUCGGCCAAACGUGUGUGGCUCCAUGAAAAAGCUGCCGAGUCAAUCAUCCCCACUGAGGAAAAUGCCAAAAUCAUUCCUGAACGUCUCUACAAAGGUUUGGACCCCCUCAUUGUCCACAUGUGUGUCCCAUGCAAAAAAUUCAACUCGACACGCGAAACAACUGAAAUUGCUGAAGGAAUGGUCCAAAUUCCUCUCGCUCUCUGCACCGUAUGCCGUUCCCAUCUCAUUGCCCAGAAGAACAUGAAAUUCUUCCAGCAUGACUGCCCAGCGCUCAAAAAGAUGCUUGGACUUUAA